Heterocephalus glaber (naked mole-rat) is the source of this 5476-nucleotide messenger RNA. RefSeq names its product transmembrane protein 116 (gene Tmem116). Gene Ontology annotation, biological process: adenylate cyclase-activating G protein-coupled receptor signaling pathway. Gene Ontology annotation, cellular component: plasma membrane. NCBI's taxonomy places the organism in Eukaryota, Metazoa, Chordata, Mammalia, Rodentia, Bathyergidae. The record is from RefSeq and is a predicted model, not a curated record. Gene Ontology annotation, molecular function: G protein-coupled receptor activity.
AAGAAGGAUCUGAGCUGCUUGCCGCUAGCUGGGACUGAAGUCCCCAUGGCCUUCCCAUUGGAGGUUAGCACUCUGGAGGACAAGUGGGACUUGUUUUUUUCUGCAAUUCAGUGGAUACAAUUUGUCAUGGCUAUUCUAAGUGUUAUAGGUUCAAGUUCACUUAUUACUUAUGCUGUAUUCCAGAAUAUGCAGAAAUCUUCAGAGAUAAGGCCACUCUUUUAUCUGAGCUGCUCUGACCUGCUCCUGGGAAUUUGCUGGCUUACGGAGGCACUUCUUUAUGGAACUUCAACAGCCUAUAAGGACAUUGUCUGCUAUAACCUGCAAGCAGUUGGACAGAUAUUCUACAUUUCCUCAUUUUUCUACACCAUCAGUUAUAUCUGGUAUCUGUACACAGAACUGAGGAUGAAACACAACCAGAGUGGACAGAGCCCAUCUCCACUGGUGGUGGCUUAUACUUGUCAAGUUGGCCAGAUAGCCUUCAUUUUAUCAAGCCUGAUACCUCUACUAUUGAUGAUACCUGUAUUCUGUCUGGGCAAUGCUAGUGAAUGUUUCCAUAACUUCAGCCAGAGUCACAGGUGUAUCCUGAUGCACUCACCACCAUCAGCCAUGGCUGAACUCUUGCCUUCUGCCAACAUAUCUGUCUGCAGCAUACUUUAUUUUUAUGGUAUCACCAUUUUCCUGGCCAGCUUUUUAUUCAGCCUCUUCACCAUUAUGGUCUUACUCAUCCAAGCGCAGAUAUUGUGUAAGAAAUUUGUGAAGUCAACUGGCUUUCUGGGAAGUGAACAGUGGGCAGUGAUUCAUAUUGUGGAGCAGCGAGUACGCCUCUAUCCGGUGGCCUUCCUAUGCUGCUGGGGCCCAGCUAUCAUUCUGAUGAUCAUAAAGCUCACCAAGCCACAGGACACCAAGCUGCAUAUGGCCCUCUAUAUUCUCCAGGCUCUAACAGCAACAUCCCAGGGUCUGCUCAACUGUGGAGUGUAUGGCUGGACACAGCACAAAUUCCACCAACUAAAGCAAGAGGCUCGGCGAGAUGCAGAUACGCAAACACCAUUGUUAUGUUCACAGAAGAGAGUCUAUAGCAGGGGCCUAGAUCCACUGGAGUCCACUGUUGCUUUUGCUACCAGCUCAUCCACCAUUCUUUGAAACUGUAAUACUGGAACAUUCAGGAACUGGAGUUAUUUCACACUAAUCGAUUGAAAAGAAUGUUGUGGGGGACACGUUAUGCAUCUUUUCUAAGCAUGCCAUAGACUUCAGAACUGAAAGGAAAUAUAGUGCCAGAGUUAGCAGCUAUUCUAGGUGAAUUGGGAAGGAUCUUUCCAGUUACACUUUGUUCAUAGAGAUAAAGACACUUUCUGUCUAAGAGAUAGACUCAUGCUACUUUGAUGGAUAUUAGAUUUGUCUAAGUCUCUUCUAGAAAAAAUAAAUUCCAGGUUCUUAUUUAUAUAUGUCUUUUCCAGACUCUACUCCAUUGUUGCAGUGCAAGGAGGGGGACAUGCAGCAACUUGCUCAGGUCUUGAGAUUGCUAUUGCAUUUUCUGAGAGUGAAUGUGGAAUCUGGUUUUCUUUUCUUUGAAGAGUUUUGAAAUUCAGAAGCAGUUAGGAAGACAAUUAUUUUAAAAAGUGACAGCAGGACCCUUAGUUUCAUAUGUUUAGAUCUGUUUUAGGGCUUGAACAAAAGGAAAAUCCUAUACUAGAAAAUUAAGACCAAUCUUUUGAAGUCACAAGGAUAAUAAAAUUUAAGGAAAAUUGAAAUUUUAAAAAUCCUUUAUGAAGCAGUAACUCUCAACUCUCAUUUGCAAGCAGAAUUAAAAGAUUGGUUUCAUAAUACCCAGACAUGUAAAAUUAGAUUGACCUAUAUUAACUUGCUAUUAUUAUAAGUAAAAAUGUCUCAGGUAGUUCAUUUCACAUGGUCCAACCUAAUAGCAAGUGCAAAACAUAUGUUUAUAGAAUGAAUGAGCAAGUGAUGAUGAAUGACUAAUAGGUACAAUUUGAACCUUUUGGAAAUGAAAAAGUUUCCAAAUCACAAAGCAUCAUUAAGAGGUAGGAAUGUCUGUCUCACCUGUUUUUUCUCUCUCAAAUCAUAUAACAAAUAUAUUGGUCUCUCCAGUUAAGAUAUGAACAAGGCCAGUUUAAGAUCUGAGCAUCGUGUACCAUGUUGCCAAAAAAGGGAAAGCUAAAUGGACAAUAUGACUGGAAUGAUAAUCAACCAAGACAUUGGAACUAAUAGGCAGAUACUUCUGUCAUGAUAAAUUCUUUCCAAGGUAAAAUCUUUAAGAUUAGAGAAAUUGACCAGAUUAAGCAGGAUUCUCUGAAUAGUAAAUUCUAAAGAUCUUUCCAGAGGAGUUCUUUAGAAAUAUUAGGUAAAUCAGUAAUAGUUCUUGAAGUUUUAGGGCAUGUGCUUCAUGGACGUUAUGGAGGGCCACCUGGCCUUACUCUGUCAAGAUUACAUCUUGAGGUUUCUCAUUGUCCCAAAGCUCUGGUUUGGGACCUGAUUUCAGGGUAGCACAGAACAAGAAAGAUCACCUCACCCAGGGAGCUUCUUUGAUUUUUUUUUAAUUUAAGAACUAAAAAGCAUUUAUCAUAUAGAAAAAUAGAUGGAAGCAUGAAAGAAUGCCCAUCUCCAUAGUCCCUGAAGGGGGCCAGACCUAAGAAGUCCAAUUCUCUUUUUUUUUUUUUAAACCAGGGAUCUAACUCAGGACCUUGCACUUGCGAGGCAGGUGGUGGAACCACUGAGCUAAAUCCAAGACCCAAGUCCAAUUCUUAAAAGAUCGUUUUAGUAUUACUUUGUAUUGGCUUCUAUUAUCUGAAAAAAAGGUAAUUAGAAAAUGCUUGUCAAGAGCAGUAUCUUGCUGCUCUGUUGAGUUUUUUAUUUUCAUUGAUACUGGUCUUAGAUAUUCUGUGGAUGUAGGCAGACAAAAAGAUAAUAGGAAUAAGAAAUAAUAAGACUCUCAACAAGACCCAAAUUAGGAUUAUCAGUUUCUUCUCAUACUGAGAGUCAUGUGAUAUGUAGAGCUGGGUCACUCUUCAGACUAUUCCAAUAGCCCUAGGAGAGAUAUAUCCAUAAACACAAGGAGUUCUUAAAAUUGUUGCAAACAUCCCUCCCAUGACACUUUUUCAAGUUGCAGUCAUAGUGAAGUGCAAUGAUAUCUAAGUAGGUUUGAUGAUACAGAUUUUCCAUGGAUCACAUGAACUACAAUCUUUUAUCUCCCCCUUAUCAGCCCUGUCUACAGCUUCAAAAAUCUCUACACUGCUAUACUUCAUGUCUUUCUUGGGGAACUAGCUAAGUUUUUAAUUUUUUUCAGUAUGUAGGAGCCUUGGAUGCUUUUGCAUAGCAGUCUUAAUAUUUUACAUCUUUGCCCUUGUACUUGCUGAAAACCUUACACAUUCUUUCAGGCUCAUGGCCUUUCCAAACUUGUUCUGUUAGUAAUAAUAUCAGUGUUUCCAGGCAAUCACUGUGCUCUUUCCCCAGAUUUUACUGCACUGAUUGUCCAGGUUUCUGCCCUGGUCCUGGUAACCAUAACUGUGUUCUUUGCAAGGGUACCACCUUGCUUGUGUGUAUCUGUCUGGCAACAUGUGGAUGUGCUAUUACAGUACUGAAAGGUCAUACUCAUCUACCUUGAAGUAGAAAUAUGUAGUUCUUUUAGAAAGUUAUAUUUUUUUGCAUUAGGAUCCAAAUGCAUAAUCUGAACCCUUUUUUGGGCAGGGGGUGGUACCAGGGAUCGAACUGAGGACCUUGUGCUUGCUAGGCAGGCAGCGGAACCACUGAGCUAAAUCCCCGGCCCAUGAACCCUUUUUUAGUCAGCAUGAGAGCAGACAACAGUGAUCAUUCUGAUAAUGAAGCUGCCACAGUCACAUUCUUCUCCUUUAUUCAAUCUUGUUCUUACAAAAUGGCUUUCCAGAGGAGCUUUAGAGCUCAGGUUUAUUAAACAAAUACCCAUUGUGUUUAUAUAACAGCUGGUGAAAGUAAUGGAAGCUGAACUGCUGAAGCUCACAUUUACAAUAAUGAAUUCAUUGCAUUGUACAGAGGUUCUGGCCCUAACAAUUAUAAGUCAUGUUAUGUUGGGGCCAACCUCAUGAGCCACAAGAACUGAAAAAUUGGGUAUGGAUAAUGGUUGCUUUCUUAGCAGUACAGACACCACUGAGAAAUACAUGGCUCUUAUACUUCCCAAGACUUGGGCCAUUGAUCAUAUAGACAGCACUAUGUUGCACACUUCCCAUAGGAUGCGUUGAAAUGUUUUCUGUAGAUUCAGGGAUAUUUGAACUAGUUUUCUCUCUGACCAUGUCUUGAACUUCUUGCACAUUUACCUCCUUCAUGUAACAUUUGACCAAUACAUGCACAUCUGUUCACAUACAUUGUCUGACUAGUCAUAUUAUUUCACAUUAAGAACCACUUAUUGUCAACUAUAAUAAACAUUUAUACAGAUUUUGAGAAAAAAAUAUAUAUCUUAGGUUCUGCCUUUUAUCUUUGCUGAGACAAAAUACCCAACACCCAAAGUUAAAGGAGGAAAAGUUUAUUGUAGCUCACAGUUUGUUAUAGAGGCUUCAGAUCAUAGUUGGCUGGAUCCAAGAUAGGGUGGCAUGGCAGAGGGGCAUCUCAGAGCAGAAGCAGUUCAUGCUGUGCAGAAGGCAACAAAGCAGCGAAGUAGUGAACCAGUAAGUGACAACAGCAGCCUUCUUUUUGUCCCUUAUAUGGUAUCCAGGCUACUUGCCCUUGUGGUGGGUAGCACCCACUGUACAGUGGGUAGUACCCCUCAGGGAGGGACACCCUUAAUCCUAGCAUUGCACCAUGAAUCAGUCUCAGCAUCACAGCCUUAAUUCCUGUAUCACACACUCUAGAUCCAGCCACCUCUGAAAACCCCCACUGUGACCGCAUGAGGCUUUAGGGGAGCAUCUAGAUACAAGCCAUAACAGGCUGUCCUGUAGAGCAAGUUCUGCUCUAAUAUUGUGAAGUGGGCUGGGGAUUUAGGUCAGUGGUUCUGUGCCUGCCUUGCAAGUGCAAGGACCCAAGUUCAGUCCCCGGUACCAAAAAAAAAAGUUUAAUGAUCUAAUAUUGUGAAGUUGUUAAGAGUUCAUCUCCACUGACUGCACAGGACUCACCUGAUUUCACAGAUAUGUUAUAAACCAUAUAUAAAACACAUACUUAAAAUUGUCUAAGGUAUAUAUAGGCUUGAUGCCAAAAAUAGUGUAGUGUAAAGUCAGAAUUCCCUUUAACCCUGAGGAAGUGCUGAUAGUCACAAAAGAAUCUAGGUAACCCACUAAAUAUCUGUUAUAGGUUUCGUUGCCUGCUGUGCAAGCUCAAGGACCCAAGUUUGAUCCCUGGUACUAAAAAAAAAAAAAAAAAUCUAUUAUAGUAGCAGCCAUUCUAUAUAAAAGGCAUGUCCAAACUUGGGGAUGUGAUUGGAUCAUAGAGCAUGAUACUUGUCCAUAGAUUAGUCCACUAAUGAGUUUAUAGCUAAAGAGGAUUUGGGAGGUGAAGCCUG